AAGAGACAAUAAAUAAAUAAAUAAAUAAAUAAAUAAGGAUGCAUGAAGCUUAUGGAAAUUCCAGAGCAGCUGAAGCCAUAGGCCUUUGUAAAAUUUUACAUUGACAAGAGAAAUUGUAUUCCAUUCAUUUAAGAUAAACUGACUAUAGUCGGUCUAAACUGUGUUUUUCUCACGAACAGAAACGUGGUGGAAGGAGUACCUGACGCUGAAACAUGGCAUCACUUUUGCUGCCGGAGCAGGCCUCUCUGCAAUCGUUUGCUCCGCCUGUUGCUGUGUGAUUGGAUUGUGCUCACGACGGAAACGACGAGAACGGAGAGACGAAGAUAAGGAGUACCCUGGAGCUGCCCUGACCAUGGUGGCAAGCGUCGACCGACAGCGGAGCGGCUCAGCGGGAUUGGCCGAGGACGAGCAGGCGCCGCUGCACACCGGCGGAGAGCUGGGGGAGGGCGGGGCGGCGGGCGGGGCGAACGCAGACGUGGACUACGCCACCAUCGACGUCUCCCAGCUGAAGAAGAGAGAGGCGGCGGACGAGCCGGGGCCCGGCGCCGACACGGACUACGCGGAGAUCCGGAAGGAGAGGAAGGGGGCGGAGACCGCGGAGAGGGAGAGGGAGAGGGGGAGGGGGAGGGGGGCGAAGAGGCGGCGGCGGCGGCGGCGGCGGAGAGGAGGGGGCCGCUGA
Molecule: messenger RNA, 679 nt
Organism: Anguilla rostrata (American eel)
Lineage: Eukaryota; Metazoa; Chordata; Actinopteri; Anguilliformes; Anguillidae
Product: U1 small nuclear ribonucleoprotein 70 kDa-like
Exons: 3
Coding region: 353-679 (108 amino acids)
Source: RefSeq, a predicted model, not a curated record